AUGGUCGGCCAUCAUGAAGACGAAGACCAGCCCCUCAUGACCGAAUCCGAGCGACGCGAAGCCAACGUCGGCCUCGACGACGUCGUCAACUCGGACCGUCAUCAAGACGGCAGCCAUCGCCAGCACGGCAGCAAUGCCACCACCACAACGGAUGCCGGACAUCCGGACGCACCUCUUGAUAGCAGUGAUGGCACUCUCCACGUCGCGGAUGAGAGCGACCCCCCUACGCCGCGAUUUGUACAGGAUGAGAAUGCAUGGAAGAGAUGGAAAUGGGUUCCCUACCCUGUGCGCCGAAUGAUUCGCGCCGUUGGCAAAUGGUCAAAGGGCCCUGCCAACCCGCAGCCAUAUCGCAUCAAGCCAUUCUUCCCCAUGAUUCAAGAAUACCCGUUAUUCCUCGUGGACAAGUUUCUCCCCACGGUAAAGCGACGCUUCUGGGUGCUCUUUUUCUAUUUUUCUAUUUGGCUUAUCACAUUCGUGCUUGUCAAGAGACAGGGAACCAUUGCCACCGAAGUUGCCGGAUGGGGCCAACCCCAGACCAUUGGAUGCGGCGCGUCAUACUGGGGUUCGGGCAAUUCAUGCGGCGUCGAUGGGAACGACUGCCGCCCGUUCGGAGGCAGUGGCUUCGCGUUCCGGUGCUCAGCGAAUUGCGCCAGCUAUCAAGCACUCAACCCGAGGGCUGUUGGCGACCAGGAAGUUCUCUAUCAGCCCUUGAUUGUGGGCGGCCCGUCCAACGAUGUUGCGCCUGAGAAUGCCACCUAUCGAGGGGAUUCGUACAUUUGCGGCGCCGCUAUUCAUGCCGGUGUCAUUUCCAACGCCAAUGGGGGCUGCGGUGUCGUCCAGCUUGUUGGCAGGAGCCAGAAUUAUUUGAGUACACAGAGAAAUGGCCUUACCAGCAUACAUUUUGACUCGUAUUUUCCGCUGUCGUUUUCGUUUUCGCCAGAUGUCCAUUGCGAAUCUCAGGACACGAGAUGGUCGCUGUUGGCCAUCUCUGUCGUUUUCACGGCAGUCCUGUCGGUCUUUACGUCGUCUCCGGCCAUGUUCUUCUUUCCAACCUUUAUCGGCGUCUUCUGGACCGUGGGCAUGGCCACCGAUCCGCCAACCAACAGGUCCGUCACAGCACUAUUCUCCAACAUUAUGGGCAAGUUCCUGCCAGCCAUGUUUGUCGCUUGGGUCAUGUACGACAAGAUGGGCGUUCGUCGCACGCUCAGAGGCCUGACUGCGCAAAUUGAAAAGACUGUUUUGUGGCUGGGCGCAUGCUGGGUCGGCGCCCUGGACAAUUACACCCUCAGCUUCAUCCCCAUUCAGCGUCUCAACGCCCACGACCUGAAUCAGCAGCCUGGCGCCAAAGCAGCGCUGUCCAUAAUCAUUAUUGUUCUCGUCGUCAUCGUCGCAACCCAAGUGUGGUUCUUUCGUCAAGAAGCCCGCUUCAUCAAAUACAUUAAGCUCUACGCCAUCAUUCUCCUCGGCAUCAUCAUCUCUCUCGUUCUCCCCGGUCUCAACUUGCGCAUUCACCACUACAUUCUCGCGCUUCUUUUACUCCCGGGAACGAGCCUGCAAAUGCGGCCGUCUCUCCUCUACCAAGGGCUCCUCAUUGGCCUAUUCAUCAACGGCAUUGCCCGCUGGGGAUUCGACUCUGUUCUACAGACCUCGGCCGCGCUUCAAGGUGAUGCCCAAAAGGGAACACCUCUGCCUGCAAUUCAUGCUCCCAUCAUAGAUCUUUCAAAUACAACAGCCGUGCAGUCAAAUAUUACAUUCGCUUGGGAUAAGUCGGAGUACAUGCAGUUUGACGGCAUUAGCAUUCUCGUCAACGAUGUUGAGCGAUUGAGAUCGUAUUUUAACGAUGUCGACGCCAAGGAGGAAUUUGUUUGGUCAAGAAAUAAGACGCUAGGUUUGCCAGAGUACUUUAGAUUUGGAUUUAUGGAUGGCAGUGAUAGCGGGGAUUAUACCAAGGCCGGUAUCUGGACUGUGGACGGGGAGUGGGUGGAGAUGAAGCCGGGCGCGUCAAAGCUCAAGGCCAGGAGUUUAGGGGAAGACGUCGUGAGGGCGUGA
Metarhizium brunneum ARSEF 3297 is the source of this 2049-nucleotide messenger RNA. RefSeq lists its product as uncharacterized. The record is from RefSeq and is a predicted model, not a curated record. Lineage: Eukaryota; Fungi; Ascomycota; Sordariomycetes; Hypocreales; Clavicipitaceae.